Lodderomyces elongisporus is the source of this 1548-nucleotide messenger RNA. It is a transcript of the gene PCT1, whose product is annotated as choline-phosphate cytidylyltransferase. Gene Ontology annotation, biological process: CDP-choline pathway. Gene Ontology annotation, cellular component: nuclear envelope. The transcript has a single exon. NCBI's taxonomy places the organism in Eukaryota, Fungi, Ascomycota, Pichiomycetes, Serinales, Debaryomycetaceae. The coding region runs from base 1 to 1548 and encodes 515 amino acids. The record is from RefSeq and is a predicted model, not a curated record. Gene Ontology annotation, molecular function: phosphatidylcholine binding; choline-phosphate cytidylyltransferase activity.
AUGGCCAGAUUACCAAGAAGAAAAGCAAUUGAGAAUGAGCUCAAUGGUCAUGGUGCGCCCUUGACAAGAACUUUAUCUAUAGAAUCAAUUUCCUCACUUUUUAAGCGAAAUAGAAAAAGGAAAUUGGAGGAUGACUCUUCGGUCAAGUCAUCGAGCCCUACCACCGACAACGAAGAUGCGGAGCUGUCUAAAUAUGAAGAUGAAGUCGAAGAGAAUGACGAUGAUGAUGAUGAUGAUGAUGAUAAUGAAGAGGAAGAAGAAGAUAAAGAUAAAGAUGGGAACGAUCAGGAAGGUCGUGGUGGCAAUAGAAGAGCCAAAAAGAGAAGGAUAAAAACAAAAGAGGAAGAAGAGUUUGAAGAAAAAGAGCGGAAAUUGGAUGAGGAACUACCAGAAGAAUAUAGAAAAUUCAGACCUAGAGGUUUCAGAUUCAACAUUCCACCAAAGGAUAAACCAAUUAGAAUAUACGCUGAUGGUGUGUUUGACUUAUUUCACUUGGGUCACAUGAAACAAUUGGAGCAAGCUAAAAAGUCUUUUGAGAAUGUCGAGUUGGUUUGUGGAAUUCCCUCCGAUAAAGAGACACAUAAGCGUAAAGGUUUAACUGUUUUGACAGAUGAGCAAAGGUGCGAAACUUUAAAGCAUUGUAAAUGGGUCGAUGAAGUGAUUCCCAACGCUCCAUGGUGUGUUACCCCAGAGUUUUUAAGGGAACACAAUAUUGAUUAUGUUGCACAUGAUGAUUUACCUUAUGCAAGUAGUGAUAGUGAUGAUAUCUAUAAGCCAAUUAAAGAGCAAGGGAUGUUUCUCACCACUCAAAGAACAGAAGGUAUCUCUACUUCAGACAUUAUCACCAAGAUUAUCCGUGAUUAUGACAAAUACUUGAUGAGGAACUUUGCAAGAGGUGCCACUCGAAAAGAGCUUAAUGUGAGUUGGCUCAAGAAGAAUGAAUUAGAAUUCAAGAAACAUAUUAAUGAUUUUAGAACAUACUGGAUGAGGAACAAGCUGAAUAUCAACAAUGUUAGCCGUGAUCUCUACUUCGAAAUUAGGGAAUUUAUGAGAGGCAAGAAGUUUGACGUGCAACAAUAUUUGGAAAACCAACAAAAGCAACAACAAAAACACAAGAACCAACAAUCAAUUACAAAUGGAAGUCAAGGGCCAAGCAGAAGUGGGUCUAUUAGUGAUUUUGAGGAUUCUACUUCGUACAAAGGCGGCUCUCCACUCACAGAUUUUGCGUCAAAAUAUAUAGGAAAUGCCAACAAGGAAUUAAAUAAUGCAGGAAAAGUAAUUCUGAAAUGGAUACAUGGCGAGGACGAUUCGGAUGAGGAGGAGAUCAAACCUAUAGUGAUAAAACCAGUACACAAGGCCAGAAGGAGAAGCAGUAGCAGUAACAGUAGCAUUAAACCCCGUUUAAUCAACAACAGUGCUACCACUAACGCCAACAUGAAUGCAACAACGACAACAACUAAAGGCACACUGAGUGGAGCUGCAGUGAAAUCUACGCCUAAAAAAGGAUCAUCAACACCAAGGAAAACUCCUCAAAAGAAAGCAUAUUAG